AUGCGCCGCUCAACACGAUCUUCAACUUACGAGUUGUCCGAGGUCGACACCGCCGUCCCCGAAAGUACUGAUGUCGGUGUCAGUCUGGCGUUUCCAGAGGGCGGGCGCGAAGCCUGGACUUGCCUUCUAGGCUCAGCUUUGCUCAUGUUCCCCUCAUUCGGAUUUCAGACAGCUGUGGGAUCGGUUCAGGACUAUAUCAGCACACAUCAGCUAGCGGCAUACAGCGUCCGAGAUGUUGGCUGGAUCACCGCCGUACUAGUCUUUCUGACUCUCUUCCUUGGUGUCCAAGUAGGCCCUCUCUUCGACCGCUAUGGACCUCGCAUGCUCUUAAUCUGUGGCUCUCUUACCAGUGUGACGUCUUACCUGCUUCUGGCAGAAUGCACCGAGUACUGGCAUUUCAUGUUGUGCUUGAGUGUCCUGGGCGGCAUCUCUUCCGCAGUCAUCACAACAGUCAGCAUCGCGGUUCUAAGUCACUGGUUCUACCGACGUCGUGCUCUCGCCUCUGGAAUUUGCAUGAGCGGAUCCUCAGCAGGUGGCGCAAUAAUCCCUCUCCUAUUGCGAACCCUCUUCCAAAGAUAUGGCUGGACAUGGGGCAUUCGCAUCAUCGCCUUCAUAGCGCUAGGCUGUUAUUCAGCUGGAAUAUUCUUAGUCAAGGGCCGCUUGCCAGCAGGAACUGUGAGCAAAGCUAUGAUAGAUUUCCGAGCCUUUCGAGAACCAAGGCUCUGUUUCCUCGCCGUGGCUGUUUUCGCAUUCGAAUUCAUUAUCUUCGGCUGUGCGGCACUAUUACCCACCUACGUCCGCUACACAGGCCUCGACCUCAAUGUUCAGUUCUACUCACUCACCGUGCUGAACAGCAUGAGUCUGAUGGGCAGAGUAUUACCAGGUUUUGCGGCGGACCAAGUUGGUCGUUUCAAUAUCCUGCUCUUCCUGGCAUUGAUCACUCUUCUUGUCAUGUCGGCCGUUUGGAUUCCCUUUGGAUCCCGUGAUGAAGCUACGCUGUAUGCGGUAGUGGCGAUUUUUGGAUUUGGGUCGGGCGGUUGGGUGUCUCUUGCGCCUGUUUGUGCGGGCCAGUUGUGUCGUACGGAGGAGUAUGGUCGUUUCUAUGGAACGAUUUACAGUGUCGCGGCUUUUGGGGUUCUAUUGACUGUGCCGAUUGGUGGUGAGCUGUUGCAGUCGACGACGCCGCAGACUCUUGUUGGAUUCUAUUCAGCUGUCUUACUGGUUGGGCUGAUCAGUGUUGCACUAUCACGGUGGGCGCUGUUGGAUUGGAGGUGGAAAUGGAAGGUGAAAGUUUAG
Messenger RNA from Penicillium subrubescens, 1296 nucleotides. RefSeq names its product putative MFS monocarboxylate transporter. The coding region runs from base 1 to 1296 and encodes 431 amino acids. Lineage: Eukaryota; Fungi; Ascomycota; Eurotiomycetes; Eurotiales; Aspergillaceae. Gene Ontology annotation, cellular component: fungal-type vacuole membrane. The transcript has 2 exons. The record is from RefSeq and is a predicted model, not a curated record. Gene Ontology annotation, molecular function: transmembrane transporter activity. Gene Ontology annotation, biological process: transmembrane transport.